Alosa sapidissima (American shad) is the source of this 10156-nucleotide messenger RNA. RefSeq names its product clustered mitochondria (cluA/CLU1) homolog a (gene cluha). Gene Ontology annotation, cellular component: cytoplasm. The transcript is spliced from 27 exons. The record is from RefSeq and is a predicted model, not a curated record. Gene Ontology annotation, biological process: intracellular distribution of mitochondria. Gene Ontology annotation, molecular function: protein binding; mRNA binding. The coding region runs from base 2400 to 6575 and encodes 1391 amino acids. NCBI's taxonomy places the organism in Eukaryota, Metazoa, Chordata, Actinopteri, Clupeiformes, Clupeidae.
UUUGCUUCCAACUGACAACUCACACAUAGCGGUCGUUUUUAGCUCUAGGUAGUUUAUUUGCAUGUAAGUUAAAGUUAGAUAUAAUAAUGUAAUGCCUGGGUUGAGUGGACUGAAGACACAGAUAAGGGGAAGCACAGCAUCAUCCCUGUAACCAACAUCAGGGGAUUCGAUUUGGAUAAAUGGAUGGAUGGACUUAUUUCUCAAGAAGAAAUAACGUUAUUUGCUGUUGAGUGGCAGGAGGGCAAAACCGCUCCUAAAGGUGGAUGGCCAGUCUCAGGCAGUCGUGAAAAAAAAUGCAGAACGCCAUGCUACUUUGGAACGAAUGGUCCGGGAAGUUGUUGAGCCACAAAAGUUGGCACCCAAGAGGGCAGCGAAACCGAUCUCCCGAUAUGCCUCAGAAGAAGAUGAGGAUGCGCCACAGAAGAAAAAGUUAAUUACAUGUAAUCAUCAUUUUGCAUGUAACACACUUUUUACACUUGAACACAAGGUUAUAGUGGAGUUAUUUUGAAGACAUGGCUAUACACUGUAGUUCUCUGGUCUGGUCUGGGAAGGACCACCCCACAAAUGUAAGAAAAAACUUUUUACAACAUUACAUCAGCUAUAUCAGUGGUUAUCAAACUUUUUCUGUCAUUCCCCACUUUGGAGGUGGUCAAACUUGAUUUUGAUAGAGUAUUCUUUUGAAACUAAUCUGGACUACUUUUUAAUCCCAAAAGACCAACAUUUAUGCAGAUUUUUGCAGGCACAGGACAUACCUGAGUCAGAUAAGUCAGCAACGUGUUUUUAGAUUAAUGUUAUUUAAUGGCAAUGGUUCUUUUACGAUUCAUUUUGGAUUAAUUGAUGUCCAUACAUAUUAAGUAAAUUAUUAAGCUAUUGUUAACCACAACUCCUUGCUGCCUUAGUAUUAAUGUUGAUACUGAAAUUAAGGGUUAGUCCUGCAUUUCUUUUAUGUCCACAGAGAGGAAAUUAUUAUAUACCUAAUUUAUAAUCAGCCAGCCUUCUGAGCCAACACAAGUAAGUUGUAGUUUGUAGAAUUCCACAACUUCACUCAUUGGGCACUUUAUGCACACCCAGCGAAAACUAAUUGUAAUACACCACUCCUGCAUAAACCUUAGCUUCAGGAAUGAUAGAAUAUUCAGUAUUUGUUAAAAACUAGUUUAAAAAGAUGUUGAUUCAACUGUGUGGUAAUUUAGGAUGCUUUAGUUUGUGGUGCUGUUGGAUUGUACUGGGGCAAUUCCGCGCAAAACUGUCAUCAUACACAUAAUACCAACACAAUGCCAUGGUAUUUAGUUGCCGUUAUAGAUGUGACAGUUUUGUGUUUGGAAUUGCCCACUGACACAUUUAUAUUACUUUGACCACCCCAUUUCAGUCAAUGAAAGGGAUAUAUUGCAGGACUGGUGUAUUACACGGCAUUUAUUUUUGCUAGGUGUACCUUAUAAAGUGGCUGGUAAGUGUACAUACACAAAACAAUAUGCAUAUAAUAAUAAUGCAGCAAAAAAUCACUCAGAUGGCGUACUUCUGUCAGUACACUUUCAUGCCGUGCACUGUGUGCUUGCUUGUAAAGUGUGUGAAUUUCAACAUAAUAGUGUCGUCUCAUAUUGAACACCAACUAAGUGCACUCAGUGGAAAAUCCAGAAGGGAUGAGACUGACCAGCAGCGGGAAGCACUGAGAUGCCAAUUGAUUUACUUAACAUUCAGUCAGGUGGUGAUAAUGUUACAAUGUGAAAUGUAAUGUAAACACAUUUACACAACGCCAGUUUAUUAGAUAUACUGUAUCUAGGAAACAAAUGCAGUUGCUAACUAUGCUUUUGGGAAAUGCUGAUCACAUCUAAUAGCUAAACCUAAACAAAGUGUCUAUCCUUCUACCCCCAGACGCAGUGUUGAAGAAGUUUCCACAGGCCACCAAGGGACAACUGGGGACAGCUGUCAACUCAAACAUAGCUGAACUCAAAUUUAAAAUGAAAUAAAUAAAAAUGUAAAAAAAAAAAAAUGAAAACAUUUAUUAACUACAAUAUAUUUAUUGGGCCAAUUUCGAAUAUUUGCAUAUAUUCCAAAAUAUAUUUUGAAAAUAUAUUUCAAAUAUAUUUCUUUUGUGUAUGGGGCAUGUCGACACCGUUAUUUACACUGAACUGGCGCAAUAGACUUUCCGUAGAUUUCAGGGGGUGGGGCGAAACACAAAGGCAAAGAGGUCAAGAGGAGGAGAAACCACGUGUGACAGCCAAGUCUGGAACUGUCCUUCCUCUGUGGAGUUGUUAUUGCAAUAUCGUACCACUGACCGUACCCUCUGCAUGUAGCUUGCUAACCACUUUAUCGAGGACAACCGUCAGAUUUCCUUUUCGGCUCAAAGCAACGGACCUCUGUUGCUAAAGUAUACGCCUAGAGAGGCUAGUGACUGCACAAUCAUGGUGAGCAAGACAGAUGACAUCCCGGCGUCAGUUCCAAACUGCAACUCUGUUGAUCCCGCAGAAGGAGACACGCCGGACAGCAAAGAGACUACCAAGACAUCCUUCAAGGAUCCCUGUGGCUGUGCGCACAGUGCCGACACAGCAAUGAUGAACGGCAAUGGGGACCAUGACCACAGCGAAGAGACCGACUCCAAGCAAGAGGGCAGCGGUGCCGACGCAGACCCCGGCGAGGAUGCCAACGAGCAGGAGGUGAUCGUGAUCCAGGACACCGGCUUCACUGUCAAGAUCCAGGCCCCAGGCACUGAGCCAUUUGACCUACAGGUUUCGCCUCAGGAGAUGGUGCAGGAGAUCCACCAGGUCCUCAUGGACCGGGAGGACACCUGCCAUCGUACCUGCUUCUCCUUGCAGCUGGACGGGAACGUGCUGGACAACUUUGCUGAACUCAAGUCCAUCGAGGGACUACAGGAAGGCUCUUUUCUCAAAGUGGUAGAAGAGCCCUACACAGUACGUGAAGCUCGUAUACAUGUACGCCACAUCAGAGACCUGCUGAAGAGCAUGGACCCCUCAGAUGCCUACAACGGGGUGGACUGUAACUCGCUCUCCUUUCUAAGUGUCUUCACAGAUGGGGAUCUGGGAGAUAGUGGAAAGAGAAAGAAGAAAGGCAGCGAACUGGAACAGAUCGACUGCACCCCUCCUGAGCACAUUCUCCCUGGCAGCAAAGAGCGCCCCCUAGUCCCACUCCAGCCACAGAACAAAGACUGGAAGCCACUGCAGUGCCUGAAGGUUCUCACCAUGAGUGGCUGGAAUCCGCCACCAGGCAACAGAAAGAUGCACGGAGACCUGAUGUACCUGUAUAUAGUUACUGCUGAGGAGAGACACGUCAGCAUCACAGCGUCCACCCGUGGAUUCUACCUCAACCAGUCCACCACCUACUCGUUCAACCCUAAGCCAGCCAACCCCAGCUUCCUGAGCCACUCCCUGGUGGAGCUGCUGAGCCAGAUCAGCCCGGCCUUCAAGAAGAACUUCACCGCCCUCCAGAAGAAGAGGGUCCAGAGACAUCCGUUUGAGAGAAUAGCCACGCCUUUCCAGGUGUACAGCUGGACCGCUCCUCAGAUUGACCACGCUAUGGACUGUGUGAGAGCAGAGGAUGCGUACACAUCUCGUUUGGGUUAUGAAGAGCACAUACCUGGUCAGACUCGGGACUGGAACGAGGAGCUUCAGACGACCAGAGAACUGCCCCGCAAGAACCUUCCAGAACGACUGCUGAGAGAGCGCGCCAUAUUUAAGGUCCACAGUGACUUUGCGGCAGCGGCCACCCGCGGCGCCAUGGCGGUGAUCGACGGCAACGUGAUGGCCAUCAACCCCGGCGAGGAGACGCGCAUGCAGAUGUUCAUCUGGAACAACAUCUUCUUCAGCCUGGGCUUCGACGUGCGCGACCACUACCGCGAGCUGGGCGGCGACGCGGCGGCCCACGCCGCGCCCACCAACGACCUGAACGGCGUGCGCGCCUACGGCGCCGUGGACGUGGAGGGCCUGUACACGCUGGGCACGGUGGUGGUGGACUACCGCGGCUACCGCGUCACGGCACAGUCCAUCAUCCCCGGCAUCCUGGAGCGCGAGCAGGAGCAGAGCGUCAUCUACGGCUCCAUCGACUUCGGCAAGACGGUGGUGUCGCACCCCAAGUACCUGGAGCUGCUGGAGAAGACCAGCAGGCCGCUCAAAGUGCAGCGGCACCCCGUGCUCAACGAGAAAGAGGCUCCCGUCGAGCUGUGCUCGUCCGUUGAGUGCAAGGGCAUCAUCGGCAACGACGGACGCCACUACAUCCUGGACCUGCUGCGCACCUUCCCGCCCGACCUCAACUUCCUGCCGGUGGACGGCGAGGAGCUGCCCCCGGAGUGUCAGCGCCUGGCCUACCCACGGCAGCACCGCCACCGCCUGGCCUGCCUCCGACAGGAGCUCAUCGAGGCCUUUGUCGAGCACAGGUACCUCCUCUUCAUGAAGAUGGCAGCACUGCAGCUCAUGCAGCAGAAAGCCAACAAGGAGAACAAGGCCGCUGCCUUGACCGACGGCAGCAACGCAGAGCCCGAGGCCUCCCCCGCAGAUGGCCCUCAGUCCGCUCCCGCCUCCGAAGACCCCGCACCCGCCUCUGACGCACCCACCAAACCUGCAACGACCCCUUCCGAGGCCAGCCAGACCCCCGAGUCCCAGCCAGCAGAAGCAGAAACGACCGCAACAGUAACAACAACAACAACAACAACAGCAGCAGCCGAAGCCACAGAGCCGGCCGAGGCUCUGGCCCUGACCACCAACGGCACCCCUGAGCCCGAGGGCCCAGACGGCCAGGGCCGAGAGUGUGAGAGCCCUCUGGAGGACCCCAAAAGCCGCGAGGUCGUUCUCAACGCCUGCAAAGCCGUGGGCUCCAUCAGCGACACGUCAUUCGACAUCCGCUUCAACCCGGACAUCUUCUCCCCAGGCGUGCGUUUCCCUGAGAGCAGUGCCGAUGCCAUCCAGAAACAGAAGCAGCUGCUGAAGGAUGCGGCAGCGUUCCUGGUGUCCUGCCAGAUCCCCUCGCUGGUUAAAGACUGUUUAGACCACAGUGCUCUGCCUAUGGACGGAACCACACUGACCGAAGCUCUUCACCAGCGUGGCAUUAAUGUGCGCUACCUCGGCACCGUGCUGGACUUUGUGGACAAGACUCCUGCAAAAACACAACUCGAGUACUUCUAUAGAAUAGGAGUAAGUGAGUUGGUUACCAGGUGUGCAAAACAUAUCUUCAAAACAUACCUCCAGGGUGUGGAGCUCUCGGCUCUGUCCGCGGCUGUGAGCCACUUCCUCAACUGCUUCCUGAGCUCCUUCCCUGACGCCGUGGCCCAUCUGCCGGCCGACGAGCUGGUGUCCCGCCGGAAGAACCGCAAGCGUCGCAACCGAGUCCCAGGCGGAGGAGACAACACCGCCUGGGCCAGCCUCACGCCCGUGGAGCUGUGGAAGAACAUCGUCUCCGAAGCACAAACCUACUACCACUUCACACUGCAUUGUGAGAGUGUCGACCAGGCAGUGGAGAAGUACGGCCUCCAGAAGUCCACGCUGUUACGAGAGAUCUCCGUCAAAACGGGCAUCCAGAUCCUGAUUAAGGAGUACAACUUCGACAGCCGCCACAAGCCAGCCUUCACCGAGGAGGACAUCCUGAACAUCUUCCCUGUAGUCAAACACGUCAACCCUAAAGCCUCCGACGCCUUCCACUUCUUCCAGAGUGGACAGGCUAAGGUGCAACAAGGGUUCCUUAAAGAGGGCUGUGAGCUCAUCAACGAGGCCUUAAACCUCUUCAACAACGUGUACGGAGCCAUGCACGUGGAGAUUUGUGCCUGUCUGCGCCUGCUGGCUCGGCUCAACUACAUCAUGGGGGAUCACCCAGAGGCACUUAACAACCAACAGAAGGCUGUCUUGAUGAGUGAGAGAGUGCUUGGCAUUGAGCACCCUAACACAAUUCAAGAAUAUAUGCACUUGGCUCUUUACUGCUUUGCCAACGGCCAGCUGUCCACUGCCCUGAAGCUGCUGUAUCGUGCCCGCUACCUCAUGCUGGUGGUGUGUGGGGAGGACCAUCCCGAGAUGGCUCUGUUAGAUAGCAAUAUUGGCCUGGUGCUGCAUGGUGUAAUGGAGUAUGACUUGUCGCUGCGUUUCCUGGAGAACGCCUUGGCAAUUAACUCUAAAUACCACGGUCUCCGCUCCCUCAAAGUAGCACUCAGUCACCACCUUGUGGCGAGAGUAUACGAGAGUAAGGCGGAAUUCCGUUCUGCACUGCAGCAUGAGAAAGAGGGCUACACCAUAUAUAAGAACCAGGUGGGAGAAGCCCAUGAAAAGACGAAGGAGAGCUCCGAGUAUCUGAAGUACCUUACCCAACAAGCCGUGGCCCUCCAGAGAACCAUGAACGAGAUCUACAAGAAUGGUUCCAAUGCCAGUAUCAUGCCACUCAAAUUCACAGCUCCAAGUAUGGCCAGUGUGCUUGAGCAGCUGAACAUUAUCAAUGGCAUCAUCUUUAUUCCUCUGAGCCAAAAGGACCUGGAGAACCUAAAGGCCGAGGUCCAGAGGAGGCAGAUGCUUCAGGAGGCUAGCAAGAGCGAGGAGCCGUCGGAGGAAACUCCCAUGGAGCCAGAGGACCUGCCCGUGGACGAUUAACACCUCUCACCCCCUCCCGAAACGCACCCCCUCCACUGCCAGGGGCAGCCACGAUGCAACAGCCAUCUGCUUGAACCUAUGGACCUGAGAACUAAAGCUGUGUAAUUUAAACCAAGAGAAUGAGUGAUGGGAAGGGAGAAGGGGGAUUGGGGCCAGGGCAGGAAGUCAGGAAGCGUGUUGUUUUUAUUCUUUCGUUUCGUUUUUAUUCUUUUUUUUUUUUGUGCGGUGGGUAGGAGAAAAGGAGUGUGAGAGAAACAAAUACAUGGGGAAAGAAACCAGCGUUAAAAUGUGUGUGUGCAAUCCAAAUGACGGGCCCCUUGAAAGGGAGCGGAAAGUCAGUGUCACUCCGACUCUGCCAGCGUCUCAGUAGCGCCAACAAGGCCGGAGGUGACCAAGGACGACCAUGACAUUGUAUACCAGAGCCUUAUCCACUGAUCACCCACCCCUGCCCUUCCGAAUUCCUGUUUUGUCUGAGCCCAGGACCACUGUACACAACCCUACACCUCCACCCCCCCACCCCUUAACACCAACCAAAAUGUCACCCCCAGCACCACCUCCGAGAGCCACAGAGGGGCCAGGCCAUCCCAGUCAGUCGCCACAGUCACCACGUCCCUCUGCCCCCCUCCAACACAACUCAGCCUGGCCUAAAACUCAGGUGAUUUUUACUGUGCACUACACUGGGGAAAAAGAAAAACACAUACAAAUUUCAUAGAUUUCAAAACGAUGCGGGCUCCAGAAUGUAGACUUUUCUUGCCGAGGUCUUGCAGCAAGGCUGUACCAAUCAAGUUUUUUUUUUUUUUGGCCAAUCAUGUCCAAAAGUUAGUUGUGAUCCCAAGGCUGCUGUGUUUUUGGCUUGAACAGAUACAGCUUCACAGAUGCAUGUUCUCAUCCAAUCUUUGUAGACCGACAACACAUCUUUCUUGAAAAUGAAUGAUCUUUUUGUAUGAGUAACUAGGAAGGGAAAGAAGCCAUUUUAGAUCUGUCAUUUAUCAAUUAAUUUAAGACAUGUCCAUUUUAUAGAGAAAUAUACUGUAUGUGGAGAGAUGUAAAAAGUCUAUAUCUAUCAGUUUGGAUAGGUACUUGAUUCAUGUUGAUGGAAAUGCAGAUUUGAGACGUCCAGCUUGAAUUAGAAUUAUAAACGUGAUCUUAGUGUUGUUCAAUAACACCCGCUUUUUUCCACUAUGAUGGUGUGUGUGUGUGCUCGGUUGAGUGUGUUAUGUAUGUGUGUGUGUGCGUGUGCAUUUGUAAGUGUGUUUGUGUGCGCAUGUGUGGAGAGGGAUUCACCAGUGACCAGGCAAUGGGAAUAAUGCUACUGCUGAUGCAACAUUUCAUUAUUUCAUUGGGGAUGCCUCAACUUCCCAAAAGUUUAUUUUUUUAUACACAUUAAACACCAUUCGGUGGAUGAUAUUAGCUCAUAGCUCAGAACAAAUUGUUUGAUGUUUGGCCUUUGGCUUGAUUAUAACAACAAAACUGCUAACAACAGAGUGACUUCAAACUUCAAAUUGAUUUGAUGGAAUCAAUUCUACCAUCCCAGUCCUUUGACUGUUUGGCUUUUUGCAUUGAAGAUUUAGUCAUUUGACAUCUAGUCAAGACACCUACUACAUAUUCCUUAGCAGUAUUUAGUGCACUUUCUAAUGCUGUGUUGAACACAAUCAGCACCACCUGAAGUGGAUUGUGAGAUGGGCUGAUUUGAUGUUGUAUACCAAAAAAAAAAAAAAAAAUAGAAUGGCAGAAGUGUGUGUUGGCUUGUAUACAUGCACUGUGUUUCUCUCUGGGUAAUGUCUCAGUUGUGUUUUGUGUGUGGUAUGUGAUUGAAGCAAUACAGAUGCUGGACCUGGCCUACUCAUGCAGGUUUCUGCUGCACCUUGGUGACACUGAAGGAUUACCUGAUCUAUUAUUUUCCCAGAAAUAUAUGUGUAUUGAAAACCAUAGGCUAUGUCAGCAAGAAUGUCCAAGAGAACAGUUACAACAGUAAUUGAUCAUGCCAUGUCUUAUGGUGGAAAAAAACCCAUGUGGGACUAAUUUAAGCAAUGUGAGAUUUGUGCCUAUUUGCAGUCUGCUUCAAACCAGAGUGGUUCAGUUUUUUUCUUUGUUCUUGAAAAGGUAAAAGAGUUCCUCUUGGUUUGGAUUUACUGUGUUGAUUUUGUUAUUGCCUCAUCAUUCACCCUUUAUAUACAGUAUCUAUAUGGAAAUUAACCUUAUGAAGGGGAACAGAAUCGUACCUUCAUCCAGCAGCGUUGUUCACGAAUGUCUGUCUUCUCUUGCAGUACUAUUAGUCACCACAAGGCUGUGCACAAGAGGUUGUGCUUCCUUGCAAAAUUCAAGGUUACAAAUAAAAGACUUUAAUUAUGAAAAAGAAUUUUAGGAGGUAUUGUAAAACAUAUUGUACCAGUAAGUCGACUGUUUGUGCUAUUCCUGUCAACGUCUGACGUGAACUGAGCUUUGAGGAAGACGUUGAGAUGAAAUGAGCAAAGGUUCUGUCAAGAAUCUGUGAGAGGAAAAACGGCACAUUCACAAACCAAUCCGCUAGUCAGACAUGUGGCGUCUUGGGAUGCCCUUCAGUGAUUUCUCUUGUCAUUGAUCUUAGAAUUAAGGUGCUUUCAAAAUUAAAUGCAAAUCCUUUGCUGUGUUUCUCAAUUCUAUCAUUUCUUCUGAUUGUGUAUCUGUAUCUUUUAUCUAAUAGGCUGCAUUAUGGCCUAUAACAACUUGAUUGCAUGAAAAACAUGAUCUCAUUAUGUCUCUUAUGAGCCUGAUGGGGGUUUCAAGUACCCCGUAGUGGAACAUGUUUUACUUUUCGAGACAUUUUAAACCAACGAAAUAGUUGUUUCAUUUGAUAAAGUUAGGCCUAGUAAUAUUGAGCAUUUACAGAAAUGGUCAAUUGCAUUCACAGAUGAUAACAUUGUAUUUCAAUUGUGUAAAAACUAGUGUUGCUGAAUGUUUUAUAUUGUUAAAAAAAUAAAACGCAAGCACAGGUAGCCUAAAGUUUAGGCCUAGCCUCUCGUGGGCAUGAGUGAGUGUCAGUCAAGAAAGUGCACCGAACAACGCUGAUCAAUUGUGUUAAAAUGUCAUGCUGGGUUUACCGAAGUGGACCGCUGUCCUGUGCAUAUACUCUAAUUUCUCCAUAGAUAGAGACUGCCCAUUAUCAACAUAAGAGACUGAUUUGACUGAAUAGAUGUGAUACAACGCCUACUUAUGAAAACAACUGGCUUAUUAGCAUAAGACAGCAUACAUGCCCCUACACACCUGAAUGACAGCAGCAUACCGUCAUAAAACAGUGUCAGAAGUUUGUCUCCGUGUGCAAUGAAUGGGAUGACGCUGUAGGGCCAUAUACGGAGCUUGUCCACUACAAUAUCUGCUGCUGUCGAGCGCACACUGGUCAUACAAUAUUUCCUGUGUGGCUGAAUGAGUCUUUGUUUUGUACGCUAAUCAUUUGACAUUUUUCUGCCCCUGUAGUGUGCGUCUGCUUUCGUUUCGUUUGCUGUGUGGUUAUCUGUCUGUUGCUGUUUACAAAUAACAACCUAAUUAUUUUUGGUCUGAUUAUGCUUUUGUAUGAAAAGAAAUAAAAAACGAUUAGCAAAUUG